GUGAAAAUGGCGUCACUGAAUGUAUCGGCAGAAGAGCUUUCUUGUCCUGUGUGCUGUGAAAUCUUCAAGACUCCUGUUAUUUUAUCAUGUAGUCACAGUUUCUGUAAAGAGUGUCUUCAGCAUUUCUGGUCAACCAAGAAAACCCAGGAGUGUCCUGUGUGCAGGAGAGACUCUAAACACGAUCCUCCGGUUAACCUUGCGUUAAAAAACCUGUGCGAGUCGUUCAUGAAGGAGAGAAACGAUUGCCGUUCAUCAGGAUCUGAGGAGAUCUGCAGUUUACACAGUGAGAAACUCAAACUCUUCUGUCUGGAGGACAAACAGCCGGUGUGUUUAGUGUGUAUUAACUCAGAGAAACACGACAAUCACACAUUCAGACCCAUCGGAGAAGCGGUUUCAUCACAUAAGGAGGAGCUCAAGACAUCACUGAAGUCCUUACAAGAGAAUCUGAAACAUUGUGAAGAAAUGAAAGCAGAAUUUGAGAAAACACUUCAACACAUCAAGUCUCAAGCUGAUCACACAGAGCGUCAGAUUAAACAGCAGUUUGAGAAGCUUCAUCAGUUUCUCAGAGAUGAAGAAGAAGCUACAAUCACUGCACUGAGGGAGGAAGAGGAGCAGAAGAAGCAGAUGAUGAAGGAGAAGCUGGAGGAGAUCAACACACACAUCUCAGCUCUUUCACACUCAAUCAAAGACACGGAGGAGAUGAUGAACGCCAGUGACGUCUGCUUUCUGAAGAAGUUUCCAGUCUCGAUGGAAAGAGUCCAGAUCUCAUCACAGCCGGAUCCACAGACUCCUUCUGGAGCUCUGAUUCAUGUGCCACGUUACUUGGGAAACCUGCCCUUCAGAGUCUGGAAGAAGAUGCAGGACAUCGUCCAGAACACUCCUGUGAUUCUGGAUCCAAACACGGCUCAUCCAGAUCUCAUCGUGUCGGAUGAUCUGACCAGUGUGAAAUACAGCGGGAACAAACGGCCUCUUCCUGAUAAUCCGGAGAGGUUUGACAUCUAUGACUGUGUCCUGGGUUCAGAGGGUAUUAACUCAGGAACACACUGCUGGGAUGUGGAGGUUAAACAGAGUUCAUGCUGGAGUCUCGGAGUCACUACAGCAUCAAACCGGAGGAAGGGAGAGGAUUUCUAUAACAAUGAUGUCUGGAGUGUGCGAUAUGGACAGUUUGAACAGGAUCUUGAGCGUGUGAGAGUGUAUCUGGACUAUGACAGAGGGACGGUCUCAUUCUCUGAUCCUCUAACUAGCACACAUCUACACACAUUCACAAACACCUUCACUCACACACUCUUCCCAUUCUUCUAUUGUGAUUCAUUUCAGUCGUGUUCUUCCUCUCUGAGGAUCCUGCCGUUCAGUAAUUAUUAAAUGAUACUCCUGUAGGUUUGGAUCAUCUUGCUUUCAUCUUUUACAGUCCUCAUGUUUCCAAUAU
This is a messenger RNA of Carassius carassius (crucian carp), 1426 nucleotides long. RefSeq names its product nuclear factor 7, brain-like. NCBI's taxonomy places the organism in Eukaryota, Metazoa, Chordata, Actinopteri, Cypriniformes, Cyprinidae. Gene Ontology annotation, molecular function: protein binding; zinc ion binding. The record is from RefSeq and is a predicted model, not a curated record. The transcript has 6 exons. The coding region runs from base 7 to 1362 and encodes 451 amino acids.